AUGGCCAACCUAUCUGAAAUACGAAGAGAGAUUCUCGAAAACGACACCGCAAAACGAAUUGUCCUCAAACUGAAAACCGCACGCUUGGAGUCUCAAGACUAUCGCACUUCAGCAAAAAGAGUUGUCAGCGAGAUUUUCCCAGACUUGGAAACCGAUACUCGCAUCCGUAUUAUUGUCAUAGACGUGUGGACUGAGCGUACCUUCAUUGUCAUCGACAUCAAUCGACAUGAUUAUGAUUUCGAGACAGCAGACGAGGACAAGACCAUUCUCCCAGUUUCCGUGCUUCGACAGCAUGGGAGAAGAAAGAAUUGGGUUUUAGUCAGAUGGCCUAGAGAAGAUGAAAAUCUUGCUACACAGGUAGCAAACCUCCAUAGGCUCAACGGCUUUGAGCCAACUCCUUUCCUACAGGACCACAACACACGCAUUGUUUACGCCAACCCGCGUAAUUUAUCGCCUAGGUUGCCUUUGCCAUCUUCUGGCAAAUGA
This is a messenger RNA of Penicillium salamii, 486 nucleotides long. Lineage: Eukaryota; Fungi; Ascomycota; Eurotiomycetes; Eurotiales; Aspergillaceae. The record is from the annotation of a GenBank genome assembly.